Aedes aegypti (yellow fever mosquito) is the source of this 1867-nucleotide messenger RNA. Its product is annotated as glycine-rich cell wall structural protein 1.8-like. The record is from RefSeq and is a predicted model, not a curated record. Bases 788 to 1798 code for a protein of 336 amino acids. NCBI's taxonomy places the organism in Eukaryota, Metazoa, Arthropoda, Insecta, Diptera, Culicidae. The transcript has 5 exons.
UCCAAGCCAACAGACAGAGAAUCAGUGUCAACUUCAGUGCGGUCAGGAACAGAACUUUGGUGUCGUUGAUUUGAAUUCUUAGAAAACUUUUAGAUGAGAUUUGUGUUGUAUAAGAGCUUCAUAGGCUAUUACGGGUGCACUUAGUUCGAGCGCGACAAACGUCCAGGGCAGAAGUGCUAUAAUGCGAGUUUGAAAUCUCUUUCCAUCCAUUCUGCGUUUCUUGUUACCCCGGUGUUGCUUGUGUUGUGAGUUUUGAUGUUUUGUUUGAUGCUGAAACAUAUUUCAACGAAGAGAAUAUAGAACAAACUUUGCGGGAUCGCAUUUGGAGGAGUUUUUCGUGCAAAAAGAACAAACUUGUUUCCCACUGGAACUGCAUCCAUCAGCGAGAGGAUGGCCUCGGAGAAAUAACAUCCAUGGCAUAUUGUUGAAAAGUUAACACAGCACCGAGGACGAUUUUCGGUGGUCCAAAACAUCAUCCCAUAUGCCAUAUGGUGCAGCAUCCGUCCUUUCCAGAGUCGUUUUAAAACAUUGCCCGGCAGUCAGCAAGCAACAUUGAACCGAGCAGAACCAAGCUGAUUACCGACUGAACGGUAGCUUUUCGCCGCCCCUUAACAGGAAGCUGCUUGUUAUUAAAACUAAAACAGGAUUGAAAACAUUAGCGUUGCAGUAAAUAACGAACACGCUCGGUGCAUCAUUACGACCGGAACGCAAAGGAUACAUAUUCAAAGAAGGCAGAGCAGAGCAGGUUUCGAUUCCAGGUCGCCCUGCUUGAUACGAAAGCCUCGUGAUGAGAACCAAAUUCACCCGGGCACUUUUACUGGAGUGCUACUUUAUCGCUCUGCUGCUCGCAUCAAUCAAUGCUGAAGAAAAAUGGUCCUGGUCGAAGAAUGACAACGGAGGCAACAAUGGGAACAAUCGUCUCAGUAGUGGCAGCAGCAGCAGAGACACAAUCCCCGACAGGACCAACGUUCGGAGCGAUGUCAUCCAGUUCCAGGACACAAAACGGCCGGGAGGCGAUGAUGGGAGAAGAUACAGCUCACAGCCAGACGUACGGCAAGGCCGCUACGAAGUAAAGGAAACCACAACUCGGCGACCAUCGUUCGGCAAACCGCUGAGCGACGAGUUUUCCGGAGAAGUGAACGGCCAAAACCAGCCCAACGACUUUGGACUUAAUCAACGAUUCGGUGGUCCGAUUAAUGGACAGUUUCCUCUCAAUCCUUAUGGAGGGAAUCCUGGCUUUGGAGGAGGAAAUCCUUAUAUUGGAGGAGGUGGAUUUCCCCAGCAAGCUGGUUUUGGAGGAGGCUAUGGUGGAGGAUUUGGCGGAGGGUAUGGAGGAGUGAAUGGAGGAGGCAAUGGUAUUUUGGUUGGACCAGAAGGACCGACUGGAAUCAUUGGGCGACCCUACAAAGGUUAUGGUGGAUUUUCUGGUGCUGGCGGUUAUGGACCUUACUCAGGAUUCGGAAAUCAGGGAGCUUUCGGGCGGCCAGGAGGUAGUUACUAUCCACAAGGUAAUCAUUACCCAGGAGGAGGAUUUUAUGGCGGACAAGGAGGUCAGUUCGGCCCAGGUCAAUUUGGUCCGGGACAAUUUGGUCCAGGACAGUACGGACCAAACCAAUUUGGAUCGAAUCAAUUUGGACCAAAUCAGUUUGGCCCAGGCCAGUUCGGGCAGAGGCCGAUAGGUGGACAGGGACCGAUCGGUGGAUUCGGACCUGCAGGAGGAGCUUUUGGAGGUCCUUUCGGUCCACAGUUUGAUCAAGCAAAACAAGCCACGAAAAAGGUUGAGAAAAAAUCAAUUUAAUUAACAGAAUAUUGUUGACCCUGUGAUAUGUUGUUGAAAUCGAAUAAAAAUUGGAAUAAUUAAAACUUA